This is a messenger RNA of Acytostelium subglobosum LB1, 1371 nucleotides long. RefSeq lists its product as hypothetical. The transcript is spliced from 5 exons. Gene Ontology annotation, biological process: phosphatidylserine biosynthetic process. The record is from RefSeq and is a predicted model, not a curated record. Lineage: Eukaryota; Evosea; Eumycetozoa; Acytosteliales; Acytosteliaceae. Gene Ontology annotation, molecular function: L-serine-phosphatidylethanolamine phosphatidyltransferase activity. The coding region runs from base 1 to 1371 and encodes 456 amino acids.
AUGAUGAAGAGUCCAAAGAAACAACAGCAGACAGAGUCAGUCGACUCUCGUUCACCUGCCAUUGACCCAACAGAUGUUCACACAGACACUGACGAGACACACAGUGGCAACGUACAUCAUCGAGUACCCAAACACAUGAGGCAGCCAAAGUACAUGCUCACACCGAGUGGACAGACAAGACUCAACAGCGAGGAGUAUGACAGUAUGAGCUUUGUCAAAAAGCCUCACAGCAUCCUCACAAUGGUCAUCGCUGGUUUAGUCGUUGUAUACUUUGCAUUUACAAAGGAUCAAUCUUCAGACACAAGUAUAAAGACUGGACUUCUUGGAGCAUGUGGAGCAUUCCUUUUGUUCUCAAUGCUUCAAAUGAGAGAUGGUGUGUUUGUUCGUCCACAUCCAGCCUUUUGGCGUGUAGUCAUGGGUAUGGGUGUGAUCUAUCUAUGUUCGUUGGUCUUCCUUUUGUUCCAGUCUGCAGAUGAUGCAAGGAAAUUGAUGAAGCAUAUCGAUCCAAAGUUGGGUGUCCCUCUUCCAGAGAGAUCUUACGGCGAUAACUGUGACCUUUAUACACCAAAUGACCCAAAGUCAAGCUUUAGGAACCUAAUGGAUACAAUCAAUGACGAGUUCAUUUGGGCACACUUCUUUGGCUGGUGGGGAAAGACUGUCCUUAUGCGUGAUACUGUUCUCUGCUGGACCUUGUCAAUCUCCUUUGAGAUCCUCGAGUUGACCUUUGCCCAUUGGCUACCAAACUUCCAUGAGUGUUGGUGGGAUCAUAUUAUUUUGGACAUCUUGGUAUGCAAUGCACUUGGAAUUGUUUGUGGAGUGUUGACGAUCAAGUACUUAAAGAUGAAGGAGUACAAGUGGGCAGGUAACGAGGAGAAGAAGAUCAAGAAGAAGCGCAACAUUCUUGCCCGCGCCCUCAAGCAGUUCACUCCAGUUCACUAUGAGGACUACAACUGGCAGAUCGCAUCCGAUUGGAAGAGAUUCCUUCACUACAUAUUCGUAGUAGUCUUGGUAUCAUUGAUUGAACUCAAUGCAUUCUUCUUAAAGACACUGUUGUGGAUUCCUCCACCUCACAUUAUCAACGUUCAGAGACUGGUGUUGUUGUUGUUCAUCGGAACACCUGCCCUUCGUGAAUACUACCAAUUUGUUUCUGACAAGCAAACCAAGAAGUUGGGACCAAUGGCAUGGAUCGUCAUUGCAAUUAUCGCCGUCGAGCUGCUCAUCUGUGUUAAGUAUGGCGGAGCUAUGUUCUGGGAGAUCCCAUUCCCUCCAAUGGUCAAGUACCCAUGGUACUUAUUUUUGUCAGUCUCUGUCAUUGGAUCAGUCUACUACUAUGGAUUCUACAAUAGAGCGGCCAAGAAAAAGCUCCAUUGA